Messenger RNA from Penicillium roqueforti, 909 nucleotides. RefSeq lists its product as uncharacterized. Bases 1 to 909 code for a protein of 302 amino acids. NCBI's taxonomy places the organism in Eukaryota, Fungi, Ascomycota, Eurotiomycetes, Eurotiales, Aspergillaceae. The transcript is spliced from 3 exons. The record is from RefSeq and is a predicted model, not a curated record. Gene Ontology annotation, molecular function: actin filament binding. Gene Ontology annotation, cellular component: cytoskeleton.
AUGUUAUCAUACGUGUCUAAAGAUCGAGCAAAGCCGGUUACUCCUGCUUUAAACACUUCUGCUUUGAACACCGAAACAAGUGACAAUGGUGAAGUAAAUAGGCUGCACCACAUCCCAAGACCCACCGACAAAGAAGACGAACGGGAAUGGCUCCUCGCGCAGAUGGCGGGCGCGUUUCGCAUCUUUGCCAAAAUGGGAUUCGCAGAUGGUAGCAGCGGCCAUAUCAGUGUGCGAGACCCCAUCGAACCCCACACGUUCUGGAUCAAUCCAUACGGAGUCCACUUCGGCCUUCUCACGAUCUCUGAUAUGGUGCGGGUCGACGAACAAGGCAAUCGGGUCUCGGGCGUAACGAAGAUCACUGGCGAAUUGCGGCCGGUCAACACGGCUGGGUUUAUUAUCCAUUCCGCAAUCCACCAGAGGCGACCGGAUAUUCAUGCCGUGUGUCAUAUGCACAGUCCCUACGGCCGAGCCUGGAGUACUUUUGGCCGGGGAAUUGAUAUGCUGAAUCAGGAUUCCUGCAUGUUCUACGACGAUCUUUCGGUAUAUCGAGCUUUUGGGGGCGUUGCUUUCGCCAAGGAAGAGGGGCAACUGAUUGCCGAUGCCCUGGGCCCUAAGCACAAGAAUUUGAUCAUGCAGAAUCAUGGAUUGCUUACGGCGGGCGGGACGGUUGCCGAAGCGGCGGCCUUUUUUAUUGCAUUGGAGAGGGCCUGUCAGACUCAGCUCUUGGUGCAGUCAGCCAUAGCACCUGGGUCGAUUGGUGCAAGCGAAGGAAUGCUGAAGGCCUUGGUGGAUGAUGAAGUUGCGUAUUAUACUAAACAAAAAACAGGUUCUCCCGAGGCCAUGUAUAUGCAAUUUGAGCCGGAGUACGAGUUGAUUGUGGAGGAGACCAGAGGCGACUUUUUGGAUUGA